This is a messenger RNA of Nothobranchius furzeri (turquoise killifish), 3338 nucleotides long. It is a transcript of the gene tbc1d19, whose product is annotated as TBC1 domain family, member 19. The record is from RefSeq and is a predicted model, not a curated record. NCBI's taxonomy places the organism in Eukaryota, Metazoa, Chordata, Actinopteri, Cyprinodontiformes, Nothobranchiidae.
CGCGCGCUGCCCUGCCCCUGCCUCUGUUGCUAAGUAACGUCUGCAUGGUCUGCAGGUGUCUGCUGCAGCGUUUGCUAGCGGCAUCAACAACAGCAGGGGUAAAAGGCUUCGCGUACGUUGUUCGGGUGGAACAGGAGGAUGAAUGAAGGCUCGGAGUUCUCCCUGAACAUCGCUCAGAUCGUCCAGCGGCUCAGAGGCAGCAACUUACACUCUCAGAUAGAGAGACAAGCCAAAGACUGUUUACAUCGACCUGACAUAAAACUAGAGUCUCUCAAAGAGGAUGUCCGCAACUUUCUAAGAAUAUCAGGUUGGGAGAAAAAGCUUCAGAAUGCAGUCUACAGAGAACUGCAUAUCCAGCUGCCUCCGAACCAUCCCAGAGCUCCACCAGAGCAUCUCAAAGAGCCGCUGGCCUACAUGCGUAAGGCUCAGGCCAGCUGGGAGAAACGAGUUCUCAAAAGCCUGAACAGCAUGAGCACGGAGCUCGAAGUGCCUCUAGCUCGCAAGAGGCCUGCAGCGGAGCAGACGGAGCUCACCAACAAGUGGAACGAGAUGGGCACGGACGAACCAGAUUUAAGUCGAUUCAGGCCCGUUUAUGCCCCUAAAGACUUUCUUGAGGUUCUGAUCAAUCUGAGGAACCCAAACCGUGACAGCUGCGAGGACGUGAGCGCCUGGAGCCACUGGGGUCUCGUCCAGGUUCCCCUCAGCGUCCGGGACAUCCCACAGCUGAGAAAGGCCUACUCAGAGCUCAGCUUAAACUUGGGGCAGCUGGGGAUUGACGAUGUAGCAAACAUCCAUCCAGACCUGUUUGAAAACAGCUACGUACAGAUCGGGGAAAAAGUUGUUAUGGAGCAGGACAGUGCUGCGGCUCAGCAGUACAGCAGGCGGGGCUGUCCCACUGGACUGAGGGCGGACCUGUGGGCCCUCAUCCUCAACUCCAUGAACCAGCCGCAGGACGAGAUGCAUUACGAACAGCUAAAGGCUGGAGUCAUACAACAUGACCUGCUGGUUGAUAACCUCAUCUAUAAGGAUGUGAAGCUCACCGCCAGUAACGAUGACUACUACUUUGUGUUUGAAGAUUUCCUCUAUCAGGUCUUGCUGUGUUUCUCCAGAGACACAGCUGUCCUGGAGCACUUCAAGUACAACAGCGCCACUCCUCCCAAAUCCUUCAUCCACGUGGGCGAGGAGGAGCACGUUGUCGUUUAUCCUCCCAACGGUGUCAUCCCUUUUCAUGGCUUUUCCAUGUACGUGGCUCCCUUGUGUUUCUUGUACAACGAGCCGUCCACCCUGUACAACAUCUUCCGGGAAAUGUACAUCCGCUACUUCUUCAGGCUGCACUCCAUCUCAUCUUCUACUUCGGGUAUAGUGUCCCUGUGUCUUCAGUUUGAGCGGCUGCUCCAGACGCACCUGCCUCAGCUCUUCUACCACCUUCGACAGAUCGGAGCUCAGCCCUUACGUAUAGCUUUUAAGUGGAUGGUGCGGGCCUUCUCCGGUUACCUUUCCACUGAUCAGCUGCUGCUGCUUUGGGAUCGGAUCCUCGGUUACGAUUCGCUGGAGGUGGUUGCAGUUCUUGCAGCUGCUGUGUUUGCAUUCCGUGCUGAGAACCUGAUGGAGGUGACGUCACUGGCUUCAGCUGAGGCCGUCCUUGCAGACCUUUCAACUCUGAAGGUCAUGCCGCUGAUCCAGAUCUUUCUUUUUGCCACUGCCAUCUGAACACCUGGCGCCGCCGUCUCUUAGCUACAAACAGCACGACUCAUCAGUCACCGGUGAACAGGAGGACGGGAAGAAAAACAGCUCACUUCACCUGCUUUGAACAAGAGCCACCUUUUGCAUGCACGCACUAAAAAUAGUAAAGCCCCUUUACGAUGCUAUUAGAUAUCAUACAGUAUGUAAGUAACUCCUGGUGGGGCCUCAUUAAGCCAUAAGGUAAGGCGAACCCAGCAGCAGUGCUCAGAUCAGCCAACUGCACGCAGCAGUGAUUGCGCUGCAGCAGGAAGCGACCACAGCAACGCCUUCAAGAUUGGCUACUGAAGUGCUAAUUAGCUCCUUCGGUGCAUUCAGCUCCUGCUUGUUGUUACGCCGUUAGAUCACGCUGUUGCAGCGGAAUGAUUUGAUGCGCUAGUUUACUUCUGCAUGUUGAGAUAAACUGUGAAAUUGUACUUCUGGCUGCUGCAGCUAAUUGUGUUAGCAGUGCUGAGAAAAACGUAUUUGCCGCCUCACAGUUUUUGUUGCACUUGAAUGUUUUUCAGGAAACAGAAUUUAACUUUCAAGAUAUACUGAGUGAAUUCAGAAUGAAGUUUAUAAAAUCUGAUGUUAAUUAUCGAGUUAAUAAAAUGCGUUUUAAACUCACAGGGUUUGAUGUGAAAUGGUAAAUAACCUCAAAACCUACUAAUUAGUUGUAACACCCCUGGUGGCAGCAAAGGGCGAUUUUCAUUUUAUACCCAUUUUUCCUUUUAGAAUUGUUUUAUUAAGCUACAUCAGACAGUUUUCCAGCAUUAACAACAUGUUUAAGGUCAAAGGUCAGUCAUUUUCCUUCAGGAUUUUCUGGUGAAGGUCCUAAAGCAGCAAAACAGCCCCACACCAUCACACUGCCACCACCAUGCAUGACUCUUGCGCUGAUGGUUUUAUUUAUUUAUUUAUUUUUAAAUAAGUAAAUUUUUCAUCACUGACAGUUUUUUUCCCACAACAUUAUUAUUAUUUUUUGUUGUUGUUCAGUGUGAUAUGAAUCACUAGGCCUGUUUCCACAACUGGAACAGCCGGACCUUCCUGGCAUGCGCAUGCAUCUUUCAUCGGGCAAAUAGGUUUUUUUUUUGGACCAUUUCAGGAACCAAUGGAGGAACUGGGGUAUGGACUUGGAAAUGGCCAGGUGGAGCCGCUGAUGAGGAUGUUGGUGUUCUAUAUUUUAUUGAACAACAGGACACAUUGUUGAAAUCUUUUAACCGGCUUCUUACUGUCAGACAAGUUUUAUUUAAAUGUUUUGUUAGUUCUACAGGUCUGGUGGUCACUCGGCUUUGCCAAAAAUGUCUUGCAUCACAAAUUCAUUCAUGAUUUAACACAGAGGGUGGUUUCUUUGGUUGGUCUGUGUGUUUUUUCCUUGUAGUCCUAGUUUUACAUUUACUCAGGUUGUGUUUGAUACUAAAUAUAUAAAUAUCUGACACAUUUAGACAAGUAUCUUUUAAGGGGGCAAAUACUUUUUCACAGCACUGCAUAAAUCAUUACAUAAUGUACAUGGAUGUUUAGCAUCGUCAGUGCCCAUGUUUAUGUGAUUGAUGUAAUCUGUUUGCAGUGUAUGCACAUCAGAUGUAGCAUCAAACACUUUUAUAAUAAAAUAAGUGAUCUUU